AAACUGUGGCGGCCCCAGCUCUAGACACAAGUAGACCGGGUCAGUGUUGUCCUUCAGGGAUUCCUCAGGUCCCUUCUCACGGAGUGGGAAACUCGAGUUACAACUGCCCUAUGCACCCAGAGCUCUUUAUUUGACCAACCACUCUGGCUUCCAUUACCUUUUCUGGUCUUAUUGGUGUAUUAUUCAAAAUGGAAUUGUUUCUUCUACUUUGAAUAACAAUAAUACCAUUCUACCGAGCGCCUACGAGAGGCAGUGGAUUUUUAAGAAUAUAGACCUCAGAGCCAGACUACCUGAGUUUGGAGCCCAGGUCUGCCACACACUAGUUGUGUGACCUUAGGAUCUAGUGCUGAUCCUCACAAAGUGAUUCUGGAAGAAGAGAGUAAAGGAAGUCCUCAGACAGAGCUGAUGCGAUGGAGCUUCCCAACUAUAGCCGGCAGCUGCUGCAGCAGCUCUACACGCUGUGCAAGGAGCAGCAGUUCUGUGACUGCACCAUUUCCAUUGGUACCAUUUACUUCAGGGCCCACAAACUUGUCCUGGCUGCUGCCAGCCUCCUGUUCAAAACCCUGCUGGACAACACAGACACCAUCUCCAUCGAUGCAUCUGUCGUGAGCCCUGAGGAGUUUGCCCUCUUGUUAGAAAUGAUGUACACUGGCAAACUACCUGUGGGCAAACACAACUUCUCCAAAAUCAUCUCCUUAGCCGACAGCCUACAGAUGUUUGAUGUGGCUGUUAGUUGUAAAAAUCUUCUAGCUAGCCUUGUAAACUGCUCUGUUCAGGGUCAGCUGGUGAGGGAUGUCUCCACACCAUCCUCAGAGUCAUCCAGGAAGGAGUUGGAGAAGCCUGAAGUAGAAAUCCUUUCCUCCGAGGGUGCUGGAGAGCUUCAUUCUUCCCCGGAUGUUUCCACCCCUCCAGGGGGCCCUGUGAAAGCCGAGGUGGGGGAAGUGAUCCAGACGGUUGUGCAAGAGAUGAGUGUGGAUCCUUCCGCUGCCCAGGGGAUUCAGGGGAAUGCAGACACCCCAGUGGAGACUCCUCUGACAGCUGAAGAUUUUUCCCCUUCUCCUGUUGUACAAACCUUUAGUGAGGCAAAGGAAGCAAGCCCAGAAUCAGAGUAUGAGGGGAAGCAUUACCAGCUGAAUUUUCUUCUAGAAAAUGAAAAAAUCUUCUCAGAUGCACUCUUGAUUACCCAGGAUGUUUUAAAAAGACUAGAAGAAUGUUCAGAAAUUAAAGGUGCACAGAAGGAGACCAUAAUGGGAUGUCUUGUGGGUGAAGAAGGACAGUCAGCAUUCCAGAGAAUCCUGGAUAAAGUAAGAAGUGAGAGCCUGGAUGUUCAGACUGUCGUGUCCCUGUUGAGGCUGUUCCAAGAUUCUAAUCCUGCGGUAAAGACAACACUGAUAGACAGACAGCCAGAGGCUGUAGAAGCAGUGCAGCCAAAAGCACUUUCUCCCCCAGGGAGCACAGAGGAGGGAAAGACCUUGUCUGUUCUGUUACUAGAACACAAAGAGGACCUGAUCCGGUGUGUAACACAGCUGAGACCUAUUUUGGAGUUCCUGGAAACGGGCGAGGAGGAAUUCCUGACUGGCUCUGAGAAAAGGGUGAUUCUGAAUUGCUGUGAGGGUGGAACACCCAAGGAGACAAUAGAAAAUUUGUUGCACAGAAUGACUGAAGAGAAGACCCUGAGCGCUGAGAGUUUGGUAAAACUCCUUCAGGCUGUGAAGAUGACAUUCCCAAACUUGGGCCUUCUGCUGGAGAAUUUGCAGAAAUUAGCUGCUUUGCCGAGCACCACAGUCCAAGCAAGCCCUGAUGAUUAUGGGAUUGAACUAUUGAGGCGGUAUCACGAAAACCUCUCAGAGAUUUUCACAGACAACCAGAUGUUACAAAAAAUGAUCCCACAUGUGAAGAGUUUAGCCCCUGGAGAAAGAGAGGUCAUGGAGAAGCUUGUGAAACGUGACUCUGGUUCAGGUGGUUUCAGUGCUCUGAUGUCAGCAGUUCUAGAAGAGCAGACUCUCUCUGCAGCAGCCAUUUGGCGACUGCUGCUUGUGGCUCAGGAGACAAAGGCCUGCCCAUUGAACCUGCUCACGGAGGAAAUACGAAGGGAGCCUGGUGCAGAUGCUUACUUCCGGGCAGUGAUGACCCCAGAAAGUGCUGCCUUCGAAACCAUCCUGAGGCAUCACAGGUUGAUCCUAGAGGCCAUCCAGCAAAGGGCUGAACUCAAGUGCUUGGCCUCAGAGGAAGAGCGCCUGGCAGAGACUGUGAAAGAGAUUCUGAGCAUUUCCUCUGAGACAGCCAGCCCUGAAGCUUCCCUGAGAGCAUUGCUGAGCAGAGCCAUGGAAAAAACCACCUCGGCCAUUGAAAUAUGUCAGCUCCUGUGCAGCAUCCACAGAUCUUUCCCAGGCCUGCAGCCUGUCAUGCAGGAGUUGGCGUAUGCUGGUUUCCUUACUGAGGAAAAGGGAGAGAAGGAAAGGUGGAUGGUGAGUAAUAAAUUUCACCUUGAAGCCAAGGACAAAGCAGAUGAAAAGGCGGCUGAGCCAGCUGAAGAAAACUGCCAGCCUGGGAAACAGAACGGUCAAGGAGAGACUGGUUCCUUGCCAGAACAACAAGAGAAAGAUACUUCUGCCUCCCCAGACUCUGCCAAGAAGAGCUUCGUCUGUAAGGCCUGCGACAAGAGCUUCCAUUUCUACUGCCGCCUUAAGGUGCACAUGAAGCGCUGUCGGGUGGCCAAGAGCAAACAGGUGCAGUGUAAGGAGUGUAACGAGACCAAGGACUCUAAGAAAGAGCUGGAGAAACAUCAGCUGGAGGCCCAUGGUACAGGUGGAGAGCCUGACGUCCCCAAGAAGAAGAAGAAGAGGCUUCCAGUGACGUGUGACCUCUGUGGAAGAGAAUUUGCUCACGCCUCAGGCAUGCAAUACCACAAACUGACGGAGCAUUUUGACGAGAAGCCGUUCUCCUGUGAGGAGUGUGGGGCAAAGUUUGCGGCCAAUUCUACCCUGAAGAACCACCUUCGCCUUCACACUGGGGACCGUCCAUUCAUGUGCAAGCACUGCCUCAUGACCUUCACCCAGGCCUCUGCCCUGGCCUACCACACCAAGAAGAAGCACUCAGAAGGAAAAAUGUAUGCGUGCCAGUACUGUGACGCUGUGUUUGCCCAGUCCAUUGAGCUGUCCCGCCACGUGAGGACCCACACCGGGGACAAGCCAUACGUCUGCAGAGAUUGUGGCAAGGGCUUCCGGCAAGCCAAUGGCCUCUCCAUCCACCUGCACACCUUUCACAACAUAGAAGAUCCAUAUGACUGCAAGAAGUGCAGGAUGAGCUUCCCCACUCUGCAGGAUCACCGAAAGCACAUCCACGAGGUGCACUCCAAGGAGUACCACCCCUGCCCCACGUGUGGGAAGAUCUUCAGCGCCCCUUCGAUGCUGGAGCGGCACAUGGUGACCCACGUCGGAGGGAAGCCCUUCAGCUGUGGGAUCUGCAACAAGGCCUACCAGCAAUUGUCUGGUUUGUGGUACCACAAUCGGACCCACCACCCUGACGUGUUUGCUGCUCAGAACCAUCGAUCUUCCAAGUUCUCGUCACUCCAGUGCAGCUCCUGUGACAAAACCUUUCCCAACACCAUUGAACACAAGAAGCACAUCAAAGCAGAGCACGCAGAUAUGAAGUUCCAUGAAUGUGGCCAGUGUAAGGAGCUCUUCCCCACGCCAGCUUUGCUGCAGGUUCACAUCAAGUGCCAGCAUUCAGGGUCACAGCCGUUCCGGUGUCUGUACUGUGCAGCCACUUUCCGCUUUCCCGGGGCGCUGCAGCACCACGUCACCACUGAGCACUUCAAGCAGUCGGAGAGCACCUUCCCCUGUGAGCUCUGCGGGGAGCUCUUCACCUCCCAGGCCCAGCUGGACUGUCACUUGGAGUCUGAACACCCAAAGGUGACGGGCACUGAAAGCCAAGUGGCCGCCUCACAGAUGGUGCAGGUGAUCCAAACCCCAGAGCCGGUGGCCCAGACGGAGCAGGUGAUCACUUUGGAGGAGACCCAGCUUGCUGGUUCACAGGUGUUUGUGACGUUGCCAGAUUCGCAGACAUCCCAGACCAGCUCUGAGCUUGUGGCAGUGACUGUGGAGGACUUGCUAGACGGUACCGUGACCCUAAUCUGUGGGGAGGCCAAGUGAGUGGCUGCUCAUCGUGGAGGGUCCUACGUUUGCAAUAGAGAGAAUGCUCCACACUUGCCUUUUGCCCUUCCUCCCUCGAUGUCCUGAGUAUUGAGCAUCUUAGCUUAGCACCAACCUAAGUGGUCUCACUUGGGAAACGGACAGAAGCAUCAUGGUUCUCAUAAAACCAAGUCUGAGUCAUCAACACCAACGCGACCGCCCUCCGUAGCAGGCAGGCCUGUUCCUCACAGGCCUGCUGCUGUGGCCUCUCUGACACUGUCCAUCCCCAAGUGGAGUAUAGCUUCUGAAAUAGAGCCUGAAAGAGCAGUGGGAUAGGAGCUGGUGACCAGAGUAACCAGAGCGGUGUGAUGUGCUGGCAGCCCUCAGCAUGCAGAGCAGCAGUUCAGUGCAGGACAGUGGCCCACAGAGUGGGGUUGCAGGUGCUGCCAGUGCCUUCUGGCCAUUUAAACAUGAGAGAAAAUAGGGGGCUUCCCUGGUGGCGCAGUGGUUGAGAGUCCGCCUGCCGAUGCAGGGGACACGGGUUCGUGCCCCGGUCCGGGAAGAUCCCACAUGCCGCGGAGCGGCUGGGCCCGUGAGCCAUGGCCGCUGAGCCUGUGCAUCCGGAGCCUGUGCCCCGCAACGGGAGAGGCCACAACAGUGAGAGGCCCACAUACCGCAAAAAAAAAAAAAAAAAAAAAGAGAAAGAAAA
Messenger RNA from Globicephala melas (long-finned pilot whale), 4842 nucleotides. It is a transcript of the gene ZBTB40, whose product is annotated as zinc finger and BTB domain containing 40. Gene Ontology annotation, cellular component: nucleus. Gene Ontology annotation, biological process: regulation of transcription by RNA polymerase II. The record is from RefSeq and is a predicted model, not a curated record. NCBI's taxonomy places the organism in Eukaryota, Metazoa, Chordata, Mammalia, Artiodactyla, Delphinidae. Gene Ontology annotation, molecular function: DNA-binding transcription factor activity, RNA polymerase II-specific; protein binding.